Molecule: messenger RNA, 1398 nt
Organism: Nerophis lumbriciformis (worm pipefish)
Lineage: Eukaryota; Metazoa; Chordata; Actinopteri; Syngnathiformes; Syngnathidae
Source: RefSeq, a predicted model, not a curated record
UUCUUCGAGCAGGUCAACAGCAACUUCGACAAGGCGGCCGCGUUGACCGGCCACGACCCGGCGCUGCUGGAGCAGAUCAAGCAAUGCAACAGCGUCUACCACAUGACUUUCCCGCUCAAGCUGGACAACGGUUCGAUCGAGGUGAUUCACGCCUGGCGCGCCGAGCACAGCCACCACAAGUCGCCGACCAAGGGCGGAUUCCGCUACAGCGCCCAAGUCAACGAAGACGAGGUGAUGGCGCUGGCGGCGCUGAUGACCUACAAGUGCGCGAUCGUCAACGUCCCGUUCGGCGGUGCUAAAGGCGGAGUGAAGAUCUCACGCCGCAACUACACCAACAAUGAGCUCGAGCGAGUGACCCGGCGCUACACCUACGAGCUGACUCAGAAGAACUUCAUCGGCCCCGGUAUCGAUGUCCCGGCUCCCGACUACGGCACUGGACCGCGGGAGAUGUCGUGGAUGAGCGACACCUACCGUGCACUGACCGCCAACGACAUCGACGCGCUGGCUUGCGUGACCGGCAAACCGAUUGCCCAGGGUGGCGUGCGAGGCCGCACCGAGGCCACCGGGCGGGGUGUCUUCUUCGGCAUUCGCGAGACUUGCGACAUCGAGGAGGACAUGAAGAAGCUCGGUUUGACCGUCGGCCUCGAUGGCAAGAGCGUCGUCGUACAGGGUUUCGGAAAUGUCGGCUACCACGCUGCCAAGUACCUCCAGCGGGCCGGCGCUCGGAUCGUCGCCAUCGCCGAGUUCGACGGCGCGAUUUUCCACCGCGACGGGAUCGACAUCGAGCAGCUCCACGAGCACCGCGGCGAGCACAAGACGAUCACCACUUUCCCGGGUGCCGAACAACUGGCUCAGACUCUCGAUGCCCUGUUCUUGGAGUGCGACAUCCUGAUCCCCGCCGCGCUCGAGAACCAGAUCACGGCCGAGAAUGUCGAUCGGGUUCAGGCCAAGGUCGUCGCCGAGGCCGCCAACGGUCCGCUGACCGCCGGGGCGAGCCAAAGCCUGGCCGAACGGGGUGUCUUGGUGAUUCCAGACACCUUCCUCAAUGCCGGCGGGGUGGUGGUUUCGUACUUCGAGUGGGUCAAGAACCUCGCCCACGUGCGCUUCGGCAGGUUGCAGAAACGCUGGCAGAGUCAAGCCUAUCGCGGCCUCCUGGGAGCCGUUCAGGACAUGACCGGAAAACGCUUUCCCAGCGAGGUCGUCGAAGCCUUCGUAGGCGGGCCCGACGAGAUCGACAUGGUCAACUCAGGACUCGAGGAAACCAUGGCGAACGCUUUCCAUGAGAUCCGCGUCACGCGCCAGCAGCAGGACGACAAGAUCGACUUGCGCGCCGCGGCUUUCGCCAGUGCGAUCGAGAAGAUCGUGGUCAGCUACGAGGACUUGGGGAUUUUCCCCUAA